Synchiropus splendidus (mandarinfish) is the source of this 13691-nucleotide messenger RNA. RefSeq names its product dynein, axonemal, heavy chain 9 (gene dnah9). Gene Ontology annotation, cellular component: dynein complex. The transcript has 79 exons. Gene Ontology annotation, biological process: microtubule-based movement. Lineage: Eukaryota; Metazoa; Chordata; Actinopteri; Syngnathiformes; Callionymidae. The record is from RefSeq and is a predicted model, not a curated record. Gene Ontology annotation, molecular function: dynein intermediate chain binding; minus-end-directed microtubule motor activity; ATP binding. Bases 168 to 13547 code for a protein of 4459 amino acids.
UAUGUUUUGAAUAAACGAGGAAAUUUAGUUACACGUGACUUGGAAUAGGUCGCUUUCGCUGCUUUUUUUUCGCUCUCUCGAAUGAAGCGCUGAUCUACGUGCAAUAUCUCGGACGCAUGCGGCACGGUGCGUUCAGCUCUUGAGAGAAUCCCUGCAUUCCCUCAGACAUGGGCAAAGAGAAGGAGCCAGAGGUGGUGAUCCAGGACAAGAGACUGGACUACCUCGGAGAGUUUGUCCAGCGAGCCCUCAAAGUGAAGCAGGACAAGUGGCAGAAAUGUUUGGUCAACGAGGAGCAGCGGAUGGUGUUGAUGGAGUUCCUGGACAAACCUGAGCCGAUGACGCUGGUGGUGUCCUUGACCCAGGCGGGUCUCCUGGAGCCAGCGACGGAACUCUCCACUGCUGGCAAGGGCGUAUACUUCAUGAAGAAGACCCGGGCCGCCCUCGCCCCUGACACUUACAAGAAUCAGCUGAUCUUUGGGGACCUCUCCGACUCGCCACUGGAGCAGUUCUGCACUGUGUUUCUGGAGGCAGUAGAUCCUUUAUUGUCAAACCGUAAAAACCAAGCAGGCUGGCCGGAAGUGGUGUCUCAAGAAAUCCAGCAUGCUGUCCAGUCCUUCAGGAGAAGUGUACUGGAGGUGUUGAGCCAUGUCCAGGGAAAACCACUGCUGCCCUUUCUAACAAGUUUCAAGAGAGUGGAUCAGAUUGUCAAGGAGAUGAGCAGGAGCAGCAAAAAAGUAGAUGCAGGUGUCAUUCAUGCCUUGGAGUCAGCAGUGUUUGAGUGGAGCCAUCAGAUCCGUGUAGUGCUCGAAAAAGACUCCUCGGAGGCUUUAAUGGGCGGCAAGAACCCAACACCAGAUGCAGAGCUUCAAUUCUGGAAGAGCAGGAACAAUGAUCUUAAGUCUAUCAACAACGUGUUAACAUCUCCCGACAUGAAAAAGAUGAAGAGUCUCUUGGAGGCUGCAGCGAGUAGCUAUUGCUCAACCUUUAAUCACAUCAGACGCAAUGUCAUUGCUGCCUUGGAAGAAUCAGAGGACAUAUGCAAAUACUUGAGGACCAUGGAGUACCUCUUCGAAGACAUGGAGAAUGAAGAAUUUCCUGAAAUUCAGAGGCAGAUUGGUCCUCUGAUGCACACGGUUUGUCUUGUGUGGACUCACUCUUGGCACUACAACGUCCCUGCCCGACUUAUUGUUCUGCUGCAGGAGAUCAUCAACCUUCUCAUUCAGCAGACCCAGGCAUUUCUGGCUCCAGAUGAAAUUCUCGUUGGAGAGGUUUUGGAAUCUCUCCAAAGGGUGGAUUUGAGCCUGGACACCCUUAAGCUCUUUAAGGACACUUAUGAGGACAGAAGAAACAAUUUGGAUAAAUAUAAAACAAACGGCAGCGCGGUGAAACUUUGGGAUUUCCCUUCAUUUCUGAUUUUCUCUCGACUAGACAGUUUUUUCGAGCGAAUCAAUACCAUUAAGGGGAUUUUGCUGACCGCUGUGGACUUUGAAAAACUGGAAAAGAUCGAGAUUGGAGGCCUCCGAGGCCAAACAUUAAACGAGCAGGUGCAAAGCCUCAAUGUGGAGUUCACAAACUUAUACAAGUGUGUGACUGAGAAGCCAUACGAUUGCUUGGACCUGAGCAAUGAGGCCUUUGAGAAAGAUGUGAAGGAUUUCCAGCUGAAGGUGGAUGACAUCGACAGGCGACUUGGAGCCGUCUUCUGCCAGGCCUUUGACGAUGUUCCUGGAUUUGAGGUCUUGGAUAUGUUCGGUACCUUGCUACGUCGCCCACUGGUGGAUGAAAUAUUUAUGGACAGAUACCCAUGUUUGGUGACCAUGUUUGAUAAGAACCUAGAUUCUUGUAAAUUCAUUUACAACUGCCAGAUUAAGGAAGAAAAGGAACGAGGUUCUGCUUGGGUGGGUAAGAAUAUGCCACCGUUAUCUGGUGGCUUGAGGUGGGCCAGGCAGUUGAAACAGAGCAUUCAGAAAGACUACAACAGGUUUCAGCAGGUCUCUUAUCCGUGUUUGGAGUCUGAAGAGGGAUGCCGGGUCACCAAGAAAUAUGAUGAGAUGAUGGAACUAUUAAAAAAGUACUCCGACAACCUGUAUGAGAAAUGGACGUCUAGCGUCGGCGAGGUUUCCCUGAAAAACCUUAACCUGCCACUGAUCAGCAGAGAUCCCUCCUCUCAACUUAUAUCAGUCAACUUCAACCCUCAGUUGUCGUGUGUGUUGCGGGAAAUGAAGUACCUUCAGGCCUGGCAUAUUGAAGACAUUCCUGAAACAGCAGUACAAAUCUACUCCAACAGAGAGCAGCUUUGGAAGUACCAAGCUAACCUGGAUAUCCUCGUGAGCCGAUACAACAAGGUGAUACAGACUGUUAACCCUGUGGAGCGCCCACUCAUUCAGAGCCAGCUGGAUUCCAUUGAUUCCCGACUGACACAGGCAGAGAACCAUCUCAACUGGAACUGUGAAGGUAUUUGGCAGUAUAUCCAGGAGAUGCGAGACACAAUGUGUGACUUGGAAAGCCGACUCCAGACGUCAAAGGACAAUGUGGAACUGAUCAAGCGUUGCAUGAACUCUUGGGCAAAGCCCAUGUUUAAAAGGAAAGAGGGCAAAAGAGACAGUCUGCUCAGCCUGGGGGAUCGUGCUGAGAGGAUUGAGCGGUUCUACACCAUGGUGCGCACGUCUGGAGAAAAGAUCCAUCUGCAUCUUAAGUCCAACCUGGAGCUGUUUAAGGCAGACUCGUCAUCAAACGAAUGGAAAGCCUAUGUGGAGUACAUUGACAAUCUGCUUAUAAGUGGAUUUGCUAAAAGCAUUAAAUGUUCCCUCAAGUUCUUCCAGGACAACACAGAACAAAGGUCAGCGCCCCUUUUUGAGGCCCGACUGGAUCUCCAGGUCCCCAACCUGGUUUUCAUUCCACCUCUGGAUUUGGGUGCCAGAGACAAUUUUUCUGACCUGGUGGACAGGCUCAUCACAGAUGUGUUCAAAAUGUCCACACUGGUGCCUCGCAUCAACCAAGAGAACUCCUUUCCCCACUACGAGGCUGAUAUGGAGAGCAACUCAGAGUUGUCACAAAUGAGACAGCUCCUGAAUCGACGUGUUGAGGAGAUCAUGGAGGUGUGCUGCAAGUUCCGCAGCUCCCUCGAGUGCUACAGCUACUUGUAUGUGGACAGCAGGAAGGACUGCAUGAGUCAGUUCCUUCGGUACAGUCGUGUUCUGACCAGCAAUGAGCUUAACUCUGAUUCAGAAAUCCCUGAGAAAGAACCCACGCUGGAUAACUUCAAAGAGCAGGUUGACAAGUACGAGAAGAUCUACAACAAGGUGCAGGCUUUUAAAUCCGUGCAUGUGUUCCAAGGAUGGAUGCAGGUGGAUGCACGUCAUAUGAAGAGCUCUUUGCUUAACAUCAUCAAAAGAUGGAGCUUCAUGUUUAAACAGUACCUAAUGGAUCGUGUAACCAACAGUCUCUCCGACCUGGAAGAGUUCAUCAAAACAACCAAAGAAGGCCUGGGUCAGAAAGUGGAGGAGGGUGACUAUGAUGGUUUGGUGGGGGUGAUGGGUCACCUGCUGGCUGUGAAAGAUAGACAAAAAUCCACUGACACCAUGUUUGAGCCACUGAAGCAAACCAUAGCCCUGCUUUGGACCUAUAAGCAGGAGUUACCGGAUGAAGUUCAUGUACAGUUGGAGGAGCUGCCAGAAAAGUGGAUCAAUGUGAAAAAGAAGGCCCUGCAAGUCAAGCAACAAGUGGCACCGCUGCAAGAGAUUGAAGUGACAUGCCUGCGCAAGAAGUGUGCCUCAUUUGAUGUGCAGCAGCACACAUUCAGAGAGCGCUUCCGCAACACAGGCUUCUUCAGAUUUGACUGUGAAGAAGCCAUGGAGCUGCUGAAUGAAUUCCACCAGCAAAUCCUGGAGCAGGAGGGAAUCAUGGCCUCGCUGGUGGAGUCUGCCAGUCUGUUUGAGAUUAAUCUGAAUGAGUACCGACAGUUAAAGCAGUGCAGACGUGAGGUGGUCAUCCUCAAGGAACUGUGGGAUUUGAUAAUCGUGGUGGAUUCUACCAUGAAAGCAUGGAUGCAAACUCGCUGGAGAGAAAUUAAUGUGGAGGACAUGGAAAUGGAGUGUAAAAACUUCUCCAAAGACAUACGAGGGCUGGAUAAGGAGAGCCGAGCCUGGGAUGCCUUCACAGGUUUGGACAGCAAGGUGAAGAACCUCCUGAUCUCACUGCGUGCCGUCGGAGAGCUUCAGAAUCCAGCCAUUAGACCCAGGCAUUGGCAGGAUCUCAUGAACGCCACAGGAGUCACCUUCAGCAUGGACAAGGAUACCACACUGGCUGACCUGCUGCAGCUCAACCUCCACAACUUUGAGGAGGAGGUGAGAGGGAUUGUCGACAAGUCAGUCAAAGAAAUGGGCAUGGAGAAAGUUCUUAUUGCACUCGAUUCCACAUGGACAAAUAUGGAGUUCAAGUACGAGCCCCAUGAACGCACUGGGCUGUCUCUACUCCGGUUUGAGGAGGAACUUAUUGAGACGCUGGAGGAGAACCAGGUCCAACUCCAGAACAUCACAGCUUCCAAGUAUAUUGGUCCAUUUGAGGAAAGACUGACAACAUGGCAGACCAAGUUGUCCAUCGCUGACUCGGUCAUCUCCAUCUGGUUUGAGGUGCAAAGAACAUGGACUCACCUUGAGAGCAUCUUCAUUGGAUCAGAGGACAUACGCACACAGUUGCCUGAGGACUCAAAGUGCUUUGAAGGCAUUGACUCUGAUUUUAAAGGGUUGGCAGCUGGUAUGGAAGCAACACCGAAUGUUUUGAUAGCCACCAAUAAACCUGGUCUGUUUGAUAAACUGGAUGACAUCCAGACUAGACUGGCUAUGUGUGAAAAAGCUCUUGCAGAAUAUUUGGAUACCAAACGUCUGGCCUUCCCCAGAUUUUACUUCAUCUCCUCGGCUGAUCUCUUGGACAUCAUGUCCAAUGGAACCAAUCCAUACCAGGUCCAGAAACAUUUGUCUAAACUUUUUGACAACAUGCUCAAGAUGAAAUUUGGAGAUGAUGCAAGUGGAAACCCCACUAAGGAUGGUCUGGGCAUGUACAGUAAAGAGGAGGAGUACGUCCCGUUUGAUAAGAUUUGUGACUGCACAGGACAGGUGGAGGCGUGGCUGAACCGGGUCAUGGACCGAAUGCGCGCAACUGUCCGCCAUGAGAUGACAGACGCAGUGGUGGCGUACGAGGACAAGCCCAGAGAGCAAUGGCUGUUUGACUACCCAGCACAGGUGGCUUUGACCUGCACUCAAAUCUGGUGGACCACAGACGUAGGAAUGGCUUUUGCUCGUCUGGAGGAAGGCUUUGAAAACGCCAUGAAGCAGUAUUACAAGAAGCAGAUAGCUCAGCUCAACACCCUCAUCACUUUGCUGAUUGGUGAACUCACACCAGGCGACCGUCAGAAGGUCAUGACCAUCUGUACCAUCGACGUCCACGCACGAGAUGUCGUAGCCAAGAUGAUCGCGCAGAAGUUGGACAAUUCUCAAGCAUUCCUGUGGCUUUCCCAACUGAGACACAGAUGGUGUGACAAGGAGAAGCAUUGUUUCGCAAACAUCUGCGACGCCCAGUUCCUCUACUCCUACGAGUAUUUGGGCAACACGCCGCGUUUAGUCAUCACCCCCUUAACAGACAGAUGCUACAUUACUCUGACUCAGUCGCUGCACCUUACCAUGAGCGGCGCCCCAGCCGGGCCUGCAGGGACAGGCAAGACAGAGACUACCAAAGAUCUUGGACGAGCCCUCGGAAUCAUGGUCUACGUGUUUAACUGCUCUGAACAAAUGGACUACAAGUCCUGUGGGAACAUCUACAAGGGUCUGGCUCAGACUGGAGCGUGGGGCUGCUUUGAUGAAUUCAACAGGAUCUCAGUGGAGGUCCUGUCUGUGGUGGCUGUGCAGGUCAAAAGUAUCCAGGAUGCCAUUCGUGACAAGAAGAAGAGGUUCAACUUCAUGGGAGAGGAAGUGAAUCUUGUUCCUUCAGUUGGCAUUUUCAUCACCAUGAAUCCCGGCUAUGCUGGCAGGACUGAGCUUCCUGAAAAUCUUAAGGCUUUGUUCAGACCGUGUGCUAUGGUGGUGCCAGAUUUUGAGCUGAUUUGUGAAAUUAUGCUGGUGGCCGAGGGCUUCAUUACUGCCCGCAUCCUGGCCAGGAAGUUCAUCACACUUUACACUCUUUGCAAAGAGCUGCUGUCCAAACAGGACCACUACGACUGGGGUCUUCGAGCCAUCAAGUCUGUGCUCGUGGUAGCUGGAUCUCUGAAAAGGGGGGAUCCAGAAAGAGCAGAGGACCAAGUGCUCAUGAGAGCGCUGAGAGAUUUCAACAUUCCCAAAAUUGUAACAGACGACAUGCCCGUCUUCAUGGGUCUCAUUGGCGACCUGUUUCCUGCGGUUGACGUCCCCAGGAAGAGGGACCUUAAUCUAGAGGAGCAAGUGAAGAAGUCUGUUGUGGACCUGAAGCUACAGCCUGAUGACAAUUUUGUGCUCAAGGUUGUGCAACUAGAGGAGCUCCUGGCUGUGCGCCACUCUGUCUUUGUGAUUGGGAAUGCAGGCACGGGAAAGAGUCAGGUGUGGAAGUCUCUCCAAAAGACAUACAAGAACUUGGGACGCAAAGCAGUGUGGGUUGAUUUAAACCCGAAGGCGGUAACAAAUGAUGAACUGUUUGGCAUCAUUAAUCCAGCGACCAGAGAGUGGAAAGAUGGCCUCUUCUCCUGUGUCAUGCGUGACCUAGCAAAUGUCACCCACAAUGGGCCGAAGUGGAUUGUUUUGGAUGGAGACAUUGAUCCAAUGUGGAUUGAGUCGCUCAACACAGUCAUGGAUGACAACAAGGUUCUGACUCUAGCCAGUAAUGAGCGAAUUCCCUUGAAUCCUACUAUGAGGCUGGUGUUUGAGAUCAGUCAUCUGCGCACUGCGACCCCUGCCACGGUGUCACGAGCAGGCAUCUUGUACAUUAACCCCGCUGACCUCGGCUGGAACCCACCAGUCUCCAGCUGGAUUGACAAAAGGGAGGUCCAAUCAGAAAAGGCCAUUCUGACUAUUUUGUUCGACAAGUACCUUCCCUCUUGCUUGGAUGCUCUUCGGUUCAGGUUUAAGAAGAUCGUUCCAAUUCCAGAGCAGAGUGUGGUCCAGAUGCUCUGUUACUUACUCGAGUGCCUGCUGACUGCUGAAAACACCCCUCCUGACUCCCCCAAGGAUCUCUAUGAGCUGUAUUUUGUCUUUGCUACAAUCUGGGCAUGUGGAGGAGCCCUGUUCCAAGACCAGCUGAUAGACUACAGGGUAGAAUUCAGCAAGUGGUGGGUGGCAACGUUCAAGAGCGUCAAGUUUCCAAACCAGGGCACUGUUUUCGAUUAUUACAUUGACCCUGAGAGCAAGAAGUUUGAACCCUGGUCGAGGAUGGUUCCUAAGUUUGAGAUGGAUCCUGACAUGCCGCUGCAGGCAUGCCUGGUCCACACCACUGAAACCAUCCGAGUCCGCUACUUUAUGGACCGCCUGUUGGAGUUACAGCGACCCGUCAUGCUGGUCGGAAAUGCAGGCACAGGGAAGUCAGUACUGGUCGGUAACAAACUGGGCUCAUUGGACCCAGAGAAGUACAUGAUCAAAAAUGUUCCCUUCAACUACUACACCACAUCACUCAUGCUUCAAGCAAUUUUGGAGAAGCCUCUUGAGAAGAAAGCUGGGCGCAACUAUGGACCUCCAGGAACCAGAAAACUGGUCUACUUUAUCGAUGACAUGAACAUGCCUGAAGUGGAUGAAUAUGGAACAGUCCAGCCUCAUACACUCAUCCGCCAACACAUGGACUACAGUCACUGGUAUGACCGUUACAAACUGAUACUGAAGAACAUAUACAGCGUUCAAUACGUGGCCUGCAUGAACCCAACAUCUGGCAGCUUCACAAUCAAUCCACGUCUGCAGCGCCAUUUCUCUGUCUUUGCCUUGUCAUUUCCGGGCAAUGAGGCCCUCGGCACCAUCUACACCUCCAUCCUGUCUCAGCACCUGCAGUACGAUUGUUUCACUCCUGCCUUGCAAAAGAGCGGCCCAAACCUGGUGCAGUUGGCCCUGGCCAUGCAUCAGCGCAUUUCUGUGACUUUCCUCCCCACGGCAGUCAAGUUCCACUAUGUCUUCACCCUGCGAGAUCUCUCCAACAUAUUCCAGGGCAUUCUCUUCUGUACUGGGGAUUGUCUGAAAACACCCCAGGACCUAUUGAAGGUUUACCUGCAUGAGUCCAACCGUGUUUACAGGGACCAUAUGGUUGAGGAUUCGGACUUUGAGGCCUUUGAUAAACUGCAGAUUGAGAUGGUGAAGAAGUUUUAUGAGAACAUUGAUGAAACGCUGGCGGAGGCCAAGAACAUGAACGUGUACUGCCACUUUGCUCAGGGACUUGGGGACGCCAAGUACCUCCCAGUGGAGAGUUGGGAGAGUCUCAACAAAAACUUGCUGGAAGUGCUGGACAGCUACAAUGAGGUCAAUGCCACGAUAAACCUUGUGCUCUUUGAGGAUGCCAUGGCUCACAUCUGUCGUAUAAAUCGUAUACUGGAGUCCCCACGAGGCAAUGCGCUUCUGGUAGGAGUUGGAGGAAGCGGUAAACAGAGUCUGACUCGAAUGGCUGCCUUCAUUUCCAGUUUGGAGGUGUUCCAAAUCACACUGAGAAAAGGAUACGCUAUCCCGGACCUCAAGACCGACCUUGCCUCCCUCUAUGUUAAAGCUGGCUUGAAGAGUAUUGGGACUGUAUUUCUGAUGACUGAUGCUCAAGUGGCAGAGGAGAAGUUCUUGGUUCUUGUGAAUGAUCUUUUGGCUACAGGGGAGAUUCCGGAUUUGUUCCCUGAUGAUGAAGUGGAUAAAAUGAUAAAUGGGGUGAGGUCAGAGGUUCGAGGGGCAGGAAUCUUGGACACAAAUGAAAACUGCUGGAAGUUCUUCAUCGACCGUGUUCGUAGACAACUUAAGGUGGCCCUGUGUUUCUCUCCGGUUGGGAGUACACUUAGAGUUCGAAGCAGAAAGUUCCCAGCUGUGGUCAACUGUGCUACCUUGGAUUGGUUCCAUGAGUGGCCACAAGAGGCUCUGGAGUCUGUCAGCUUCCAGUUUUUGCAAGAAGCCGAAACUAUCGCGCCGGACUUGAAAGAGUCAGUCAGUAAAUUCAUGGCAUACGUCCACACCACUGUCAAUAUGACGUCAAAGGAGUAUCUGGUUAAUGACCGUCGCUAUAACUACACCACACCUAAGUCCUUCCUGGAGCAGAUCAAGCUGUAUCGCAGUCUGCUGGAUCUGAAGAGUAGAGAGCUCACCAGCAAGGUGGAGCGUCUAGAAAACGGCUUGCAGAAGCUCAAUAGCACCACGGCUCAGGUGGAUGACCUCAAAGCCAAACUAGCUGCUCAGGAAGUGGAACUGAAGCAGAAGAAUGAGGAUGCCGAUAAGCUGAUCCAGGUGGUUGGAGUAGAAACAGACAAGGUGUCCAAAAAGAAAGCUGUGGCUGAUGAAGAGGAGAGGAAGGUGGGAGAGUUUGCCAUCGUGGUGUCUGGGAAGCAAAGAGACUGUGAGGAAGAUUUGGCCAAAGCUGAACCAGCUCUUGAAGCAGCUCAAAAAGCCCUGGACACUCUUGAUAAGAACAACCUGACAGAGUUGAAGUCUUUCGGCUCACCAGUGGCUGCAGUCACCAACGUCACAGCUGCUGUCAUGGUACUGACGGCGCCGAAAGGCAAAGUUCCAAAGGAUCGCAGUUGGAAAGCUGCCAAAAUCAUGAUGGCCAAAGUAGAUGUUUUCCUGGAUUCUCUAAAAAACUAUGACAAGGAGAACAUACCGGACACGUGUCUGAAAGCGAUUCAGCCGUACUUGCAGGAUGCAGAGUUCAAUCCUGACCUAGUCAAGGCCAAAUCAAGCGCAGCAGCUGGGUUGUGCUCCUGGGUCAUCAACAUUGUCACCUUCUAUAACGUCUACUGCGAUGUGGAGCCCAAGCGUCAGGCGCUGGCCAAAGCCAAUUCAGAGUUAGCAGCUGCACAGGAGAAGCUGGCUGGCAUCAAGAGCAAGAUUAAUCGCCUGAACGAAAAUCUGGCCAAGCUGACAGCCAAAUUUGAAAAAGCUACUGCAGACAAACUGAAGUGUCAACAGGAAGCCGAGGAAACAGAGGGCACCAUUUCCCUGGCCAAUCGCCUGGUCGGUGGUCUCGCUUCAGAGAAUGUCCGAUGGGCUGAAUCUGUCAACAACUUCAGGAAGCAGGAGAGGACUAUGUGUGGCGACGUGCUCUUGAUCACUGCCUUCAUCUCCUACUUGGGUUACUUUACCAAAGCCUACAGGCUGCAACUCAUGGACCAAAUGUGGAGGCCGUAUCUGAGUCAGCUCAAGGUUCCCAUCCCAGUCACUGAGGACUUGGACCCUCUGACAAUGCUGACGGAUGAUGCAGACAUCGCAGCCUGGCAGAAUGAAGGACUGCCUGCCGACAGAAUGUCCACUGAGAACGCCACCAUCCUCACGUCGUGUGAGCGGUGGCCUCUGAUGGUGGACCCUCAGCUUCAAGGCAUCAAGUGGAUUAAAAGCAGAUACAGUGAAAAUCUGCAAGUCAUUCGGAUUGAGCAGAGAGGGUACCUGGAUGCCAUAGAGCGAGCGCUGAGUGAGGGUAAUGUGGUUCUCAUUGAGAACUUGGAGGAAACUUUGGAUCCUGUCCUGGGACCUUUGUUGAGCAGAGAAACCAUCAAAAAAGGAAGGUACAUAAAGAUGGGGGACAAAGAAUGUGAAUACAAUCCCAAAUUCCGUCUGAUCCUUCACACCAAGCUGGCCAACCCCCAUUACCAGCCGGAGCUGCAGGCCCAGUGCACCUUGAUCAACUUUACCGUGACUAGAGACGGUUUGGAGGACCAGCUGCUCGCAGCUGUGGUCAGCAUGGAGCGACCUGACCUGGAGGAGCUGAAGGCUAACCUCACAAAGCAGCAGAAUGGUUUCAAGGUGACCCUGAAGACCCUUGAAGACAAUCUCCUGUCCCGAUUGUCUGCAGCUUCAGGGAACUUUUUGGGCGACACAGAACUGGUUUCUAACCUAGAAACCACUAAACGGACCGCCACUGAAAUCGAAGAAAAGGUCAAAGAGGCGAAGAUUACGGAGGUUAAAAUCAAUGAUGCCAGGGAGUGCUACCGGCCAGCUGCAGCACGAGCUUCAUUACUCUACUUCAUCAUGAAUGACCUCAAUAAAAUACACCCCAUGUACCAGUUCUCCCUGAAGGCUUUCAGUGUGGUGUUCCAGAAAGCAGUCCAGAAGGCGACGCCAGAUGAUGAGCUGAAGCAGAGGGUGUUGAACCUCAUUGACAGCAUCACCUCAUCGGUCUUCCAGUACACCACCAGAGGGCUGUUUGAGUGUGACAAGCUGACAUACAUCGCUCAGCUGGCCUUCCAGAUCUUGUUGAUGAAUAAGGAACUAAACCCUGAAGAGCUGGAUUUCCUUCUGCGGUACCCGGUCGUGACUGGUGUUGAUUCGCCUGUGGAUUUCCUGACACACUUUGCAUGGGGUGGGAUAAAGUCCCUCUGCUCCAUGGAUGAAUUCAGGAACCUGGACCGAGACAUUGAAGGCUCGGCCAAUCGCUGGAAGAGGUUUGUGGAGUGUGAGUGUCCAGAAAAAGAGAAAUUUCCCAUGGACUGGAAGAACAAAAACUCUCUCCAGAGGAUGUGCAUGAUGAGAAUUCUGAGGCCCGACCGCAUGAUGUAUGCCGUCAGAGACUUUGUUGAGGAGAAGCUGGGGAACCAGUAUGUGGCUGGCAGAUCGCUUGACUUUGCUGUCUCUUAUGAAGAGUCUGGACCAGCCACACCUAUGUUUUUCAUCCUCUCUCCUGGAGUGGAUCCUUUAAAAGAUGUGGAGAAACACGGGAAGAGAAUUGGGUUCACUUUCGACAACAGGAACUUUCAUAAUGUGUCUCUGGGCCAGGGUCAAGAGAUAGUUGCAGAGCAAGCCCUGCUGCUGGCCGCCAAGGAAGGCCACUGGGUCAUCUUGCAGAACAUCCACCUGGUAGCAAAGUGGCUGGGCACUCUGGAGAAGCUCCUGGAGCAGCUGGCAGACGGCAGCCACGAGAAUUUUCGAGUGUUUGUCAGUGCCGAGCCCUCAGGCACUCCGGAGUCGCACAUCAUCCCUCAGGGCAUCCUGGAGAACUCCAUCAAGAUCACCAACGAGCCGCCCACUGGCAUGCACGCCAACUUGCACAAGGCUCUGGACAACUUCAACCAGGAAACCUUAGAGCAGUGCACCUGGGACAACGAGUUCAAGAGCAUUCUCUUUGCUCUUUGCUACUUUCACGCCGUGGUGGCUGAGAGGAGGAAGUUUGGGCCUCAAGGCUGGAACAGAUCCUACCCCUUUAACACUGGCGACCUGACCAUCUCUGUCAACGUCCUCUACAACUACCUGGAGGCGAACUCUGCGGUUCCCUAUGAUGACCUGCGCUAUCUGUUCGGCGAGAUCAUGUAUGGGGGUCACAUCACCGAUGACUGGGACCGCCGCCUGUGCAUCACCUACCUGCAGGAGUACAUCAAGCCAGAGAUGAUGUCAGGGGAGAUGACUCUGGCCCCUGGGUUCAUUCUCCCUGAAAACACAGACUACAAUGGCUACCACCAGUACAUUGACGACAAUCUCCCACCUGAGUCGCCGUACCUGUAUGGACUCCAUCCCAAUGCCGAGAUCGGUUUCCUCACACAAACGUCGGAUAAUCUUUUCCGCACGCUGCUGGAGAUGCAGCCCAGGGACGGAGGAGGCGGCGAGGGUGGAGGAAUGACGCGGGAGGAGAAGGUGCAAGCUGAACUGGAGGAGCUCAUGGGAAAACUCCCAGACGAGUUCAACAUGACGGAACUGUUAGAAAAGGCAGAGGACAGGACCCCCUACCAGGUGGUGGCGCUCCAAGAGUGUGAGAGAAUGAACUUCCUCACUCAGGAGAUCAGACGCUCCCUGCAUGAGCUUUGCUUGGGACUUAAGGGGGAGCUGACGAUGACCCCCGACAUGGAAAACCUCCAGAAUGCCGUGUUUUUUGACCAAGUGCCAGACAGUUGGACCAAGAGAGCGUACCCGUCCUUGUCGGGUCUGGCAAUCUGGUUCUCUGACCUCAUGUCCCGGAUCAAGGAACUGGAAGUGUGGUCAUCUGAUUUUGCCUUGCCCCCGGUGGUGUGGUUGGCGGGCUUCUUCAACCCUCAGUCUUUCCUCACGGCCAUCAUGCAGGCCAUGGCGCGCAGGAAUGAGUGGCCUCUGGACAGCAUGACCCUGCAGUGUGACGUGACAAAGAAGAACCGCGAGGACUUCAGUGCGCCGCCUCGUGAAGGCGCUUACGUUCACGGCCUCUUCAUGGAAGGUGCCCGCUGGGACACGCAGACCGGCAUGAUCGUUGACGCCCGUCUGAAGGAGUUAACUCCCGCCAUGCCAGUCAUCUUCAUCAGAGCCAUCCCAGCAGACAAAGUGGAAAGCAAGAACGUCUACCAGUGUCCGGUUUACAAGACACGUCAGCGUGGAUUCACCUACAUCUGGACCUUCAAUCUCAAGACCAAAGAGAACCCGGCCAAGUGGACCCUUGCAGGAGUCGCUCUGCUCCUUCAGAUCUAACACCUUAGUUGGACUUGCCUACAAUGGGUUUUCUCCGGGCACUCCGGUUUUCUCCCACUGACUCAAAUGUCAAAACGUCUAAGCUUGUGUUCUGAUCACACCCACUUAAUAAGUUUAUGUUGUUUAACAUGUUUAUUAAAUCGA